Aspergillus ruber CBS 135680 is the source of this 918-nucleotide messenger RNA. RefSeq names its product opsin family protein. NCBI's taxonomy places the organism in Eukaryota, Fungi, Ascomycota, Eurotiomycetes, Eurotiales, Aspergillaceae. Gene Ontology annotation, cellular component: endoplasmic reticulum; plasma membrane. Bases 1 to 918 code for a protein of 305 amino acids. The transcript has 5 exons. The record is from RefSeq and is a predicted model, not a curated record.
AUGAUUGAAUCAUUCGCUACGAAAACUUCGCUUCCUCCGAUCCCGACGUCGAGUCCGUCGGUAGGACCUGUUCCCACGGUGAUCCCGGGUCCUAGUGCUGUGCUGCAGGAGAUCCAUGAGACAGGGAAGAGGACAUUAUGGGUCGUCGCCGUGCUCAUGGCGCUUUCAUCUCUCGUCUUCUAUGUGCUAACUUCUAGGGCACCAUUGUCCAAACGCAUCCUCCAUACCCUGGUCGCCAUAACCACCACAAUCUCGUUCAUAACCUACAUGGCCCUCGCAACCGGCACCGGCACAGCCUGGAACCACUCCAUCUUCACCCACGCCCACAAACACGUCCCCGACACAACCGAACACCAUUACCGUCAAAUCCUCUACCUGCGCUACAUAAACUGGUUCCUCACCAACCCACUCAUGCUCAUUAACCUAGCCCUCCUUUCCGGCCUCCCUGGCGCAAACUUACUCGUUGCCAUCGUGGCGGACUUUGUUAUGCUUUCUUCGGGACUGCUGGGCACGUUUACGGAUAAUGCGAGUGUGAAGUGGGUUUGGUUUGUGGUUAGUUGUGUGGGGUAUUUGGUGACGGUUUAUCAGGUGGGGAUUCAUGGGACCAGGGCGGCGAGUGGUAAGGAUUCGCAGAGAAGGAGGUUUUACGGGACUGUUGCGGGGGCAACAUUAUUGGCUAAGGUUCUGUAUCCGAUUGUCCUCGCCGCUGGUGGUAUCGCGCUCAAGUUGAACGUGGAUGCUGAGACCAUUCUAUUUGCUAUUCUGGAUAUCUUCACCCAGGGUAUUCUUGGCUACUGGCUUCUGAUUGCAUAUGAAAGUGUGGCUGGAACUACUCUCUACCUCGACGGCUUCUGGUCCCGCGGAAUCGGCAACGAAGGCGCCAUUCGCAUCACUGAUGAAGAUGGCGAUGGAGCGUAG